This is a messenger RNA of Sorex araneus (European shrew), 961 nucleotides long. RefSeq names its product pseudouridine 5'-phosphatase (gene PUDP). The record is from RefSeq and is a predicted model, not a curated record. Gene Ontology annotation, molecular function: phosphatase activity. The transcript has 4 exons. Lineage: Eukaryota; Metazoa; Chordata; Mammalia; Eulipotyphla; Soricidae. The coding region runs from base 1 to 828 and encodes 275 amino acids.
AUGUCUGUGCUCCAGACACGGCUGGCACCUGCGCCUUUGCCCGCGGACGCCCAGGGGCCCUCCCUCCCUCCCCCCUCUCCCCUGCGCUCGGCCCCCUACCUGACCUCCUCCGUGUGGCCCGUGGUCCGCGGGGAGCCGGGCCGUCUGGUGCCCGCAGGCCGGCAGCCCGCAGCUCUUACACGCUGCCCGGCCGUCCUGCCCCACACGGAGCAGCUGUACUCGACCGUGUUCCAGGACAUCUGCAGGCGGCACGGCAGGACGUACUCCUGGGCCGUGAAGGCGCUGGUGAUGGGCAAGACGGCGCCCGAGGCCGCCCGGGUCAUCGUGGACGAGCUGCAGCUGCCCAUGUCCGCCCAGGAGCUGCUGGCCGAGAGCCAGGACAGGCUGAAGGACCUCUUCCCCACCGCCCGGCUCACGGCAGGGGCCGAGCGGCUGAUCCGCCACCUGCACCAGCACGGGGUGCCCAUCGCCGUGGCCACCAGCUCGGGCGCCGCCUCCUUCGAGCUCAAGACGCGCCAGCACGGCCCCUUCUUCGGCCUCUUCCACCACGUGGUGCUGGGGGACGACCCCGAGGUGCGCAGCGGCAAGCCGCACCCCGACAUCUUCCUCGCCUGCGCCCGCAGGUUCUCCCCGCCCGCACCCCCCGACAAGUGCCUGGUGUUCGAGGACGCCCCCAACGGUGUGGCGGCGGCCGUGGCGGCGGGGAUGCAGGCGGUGAUGGUGCCCGACGCCCACCUGAGCCCAGAGCUGACCGCGCAGGCCACGCAGGUGCUGCCGUCCCUGCAGGACUUCCGGCCCGAGCUCUUCGGCCUGCCGCCCUUCGACUGAGCCCGCGGCCCCCCUCCCCCCAGCCCACUCACACUCCGCACCCCACAGCCCCACGAGCCACGCCCGGCACAGCCGUGGCACUAGCGGGAGGGUCACAGCCGAGCCACGGGGGACACCACACAGCCAGGGGAGC